Molecule: messenger RNA, 2179 nt
Organism: Zeugodacus cucurbitae (melon fly)
Lineage: Eukaryota; Metazoa; Arthropoda; Insecta; Diptera; Tephritidae
Gene: Socs44A
Product: Suppressor of cytokine signaling 6
Exons: 3
Coding region: 225-1343 (372 amino acids)
Biological process (GO): phosphatidylinositol phosphate biosynthetic process; intracellular signal transduction
Cellular component (GO): phosphatidylinositol 3-kinase complex
Molecular function (GO): 1-phosphatidylinositol-3-kinase regulator activity
Source: RefSeq, a predicted model, not a curated record
UCUCAAGAAUUCAUUCUUUGCAAUUUCUUAUCUGUUUGAUUUUAUACUUUUUCUCUUUUAGUAUUAGUUAUAAAAAACAGUUCAAUAAAAACACAAUACUCAUUUUAAUCUUCAAUGACAGAAUUAUACGAGCGACAUGAUGUCAUACCCGUUCAAGUAAACCGCAUAUCACAAAAGAUAUAGACAACAUUAUAAUGCUUGCAGCAUAGAAUUUUACAGUCAUAAUGAAUGAGCGCAUUUGCAUAAAAAAUGUCGAUUGUGAGCAGCCGCCAAAUGAGGGCGGUGGAGAUGCUCCUGCCACUAGUCCUAACGCAUCCAAUGCUACAACUCCCACAUCGACAAUGAAAGAGAAGCGCAACUGGUUCCAAUCACUAACAAGGCGAAAAAAAUCUUCAUCCCAGAUGUCAUUGGCUGAUAUACCAUCAACAUCUAGACACGUUCCACAAAUACAAAAUAACAACAAUGAACCUGAGCAAGUGACGUGCACACGGAAUAAUACAGCUGUGAAUGAUGCCAAUUCCAUGAAUGUUACUAGUGUUACCGGGAGGAAGCGCAAAGAGGGAAAGAAUGUUUUUCAAAGACUGCGAAAGAAAAUGGGCUUAAGAUUUUCUUCUUUGCGAAAUCGACAGGAUGAAAGUGGUAAAUCUGAUUGUGGUGUCGCCUGUGCUUCAGGCACAAUAAACGCUACCGAUGAAUUCUCAACUCAUUCACCUAUUCAUGAACCACAGCAACGUGCGCUUUAUACAAAUGUUGAAGAGGAAGAAAUUAUACCAUUUACUAUUGGUUAUAAACGAUUUAUUGCGAAGAAGUGGUUAGAAAAUGAAGAAAGCCCUAACCGUAUAAUGUAUACUGCAAGCUCACAAAUGUUAAGCCAAGUGUGGUACUGGGGCGAGAUAUCACGACUAGAUGCACAAAAACAGUUGAGUGACAAACCCACCGGUUCAUUUCUGGUACGCGACUCGGAGACACGUGGUUGUCAGUUUACGCUUAGCUUUCGCAUUGUGAACGUGACCUUUCACUAUCGUUUAGAGUAUCAUGAUGGUUAUUGGCACUUUGAGGAACUACAAUAUGAAUCCAUAGUAGAAAUGAUAGACGAUAUAUUGUAUCGUUGUACUAAUGACAAUUUUGUAUGCUUCGUGAAAGUUCAAAAUGAGUUGCAACCACCUUGCCCGGUUAUACUGAAGUAUCCACUAAGUCGUUAUUUCAAAAUGCCACAAUUGCAAGACUUGUGUCGACGCGUAAUACAACAACAUGUUGCAGCGGAAGAAAUCGCAAAGCUGCCGAUUCCACCAAAACUUCAUGAUUAUUUAAGUGUUAGACGAGAGUUAGUCUUUCAUAGUUAAUCACAAACUCACUAAUUUAUAUGAAGAAAGUAUAGAAUAGCAUUUUUGUUGAACAUGCAAAUUAUUCUACACUAAGUUAAUGGUUCAAUUAUUCAUUUAAAUUAUUUUAAGAAAUGUUAAGAAUGUUAACUAAUAAUUUAGUUCAGACCUAUUAGUAAUAUAUAUUAAGAAUAUGUAAAAGCCAAAGUAAGGAUAUACAUAUACAAAAAAAAUUCUUUUUUAUAUUAGAUAAAUUUAACAAAACAUUUAUGUUCGCUAUUAGAUUUAUAGAAACUUGCACGUAUAAUAAGUAUAAAUAAUGUGCCAAUGUAUAUAUAAACCAAUCAGUUUCCAUUUAGUAUAGCUCAAUUUAAUAUGUAAAAUAAACAUAUGAAAUAAUUUAGUAAACUUAUUUCACAACCCAAGACCAAAGAUAAUACUUUCGUCACUGUUGAACAAUAAAAUUAAAAAAAUUGAUAUGUAUAACUUAAAAUGCAAGCACAUAUAUUGAAUAUGCAAUUAAACAGUGAAACUGCAAAGUUAAAUGGUCACAAAUCCAUUUUACUAUACUAUCUAUAAGAUAUGCGCAUAUUGCUUAAAUACAAAGCGCCGUAAUUAAGCUUUAUCUCAUAAUGCAAUUAUUUAUUAUCUAAUGUCGGAUAAUAAUAAAAUAGAUGUAAGUUCAACCUCUAAUCACAUAUUAAAAAAAAAAACCUACUGACUAUAGAGGGAACCAAGCGCAAUAUAAUGCAAACGAUACGCACAAAUGGUAUUAAUGUAUUUAAAAAUAAAUUCACUUUUAUAUUAACCAUAAACGUAUGCUUAAGAAUAUAUACGAGGUGUGUUCAAAAAUUAAA